AAAAUCCUUUAGCUUCUCUCUCUCUCUCUCUCUCUAUCCCUCCUUCUGUUUCGCGGCGGAGAGAAUUGAAAUGGAGCUCAGCUUGAGCACUUCCUCCGCUUCUCCUGCGGUUUUGAGGAGACAAGCUUCUCCUCUCCUUCACAAGCAACAAGUGCUCGGCGUCAGCUUUGCUUCCGCGCUUAAACCAAGAGGAGGAGCUCUUCGAUUUCCUUCCCGCCGUCCGCUUCCUCGUCCCAUCACUUGCUCCGCCUCUCCAUCAACUGCCGAACCAGCCUCCGAGGUGAAGAAGAAGCAGUUGGAUAGGAGGAAUGACGUGAGGAAUAUAGCAAUCGUAGCACAUGUUGAUCAUGGCAAAACUACUUUGGUUGAUUCUAUGCUUAGGCAAGCUAAGGUUUUCCGAGAUAACCAAGUCAUGCAAGAGAGGAUCAUGGACUCAAAUGACCUUGAGCGUGAAAGAGGAAUCACUAUACUUAGCAAAAAUACCUCCAUCACUUACAAAAACACGAAAGUAAAUAUUAUUGAUACUCCUGGCCAUUCUGACUUUGGGGGUGAAGUGGAGCGUGUCUUGAACAUGGUUGAUGGAGUGCUUCUUGUGGUGGACUCUGUUGAGGGACCAAUGCCCCAGACAAGGUUUGUUUUAAAGAAGGCUCUUGAGUUUGGACAUGCAGUUGUUGUGGUCGUUAACAAGAUUGACAGGCCUUCUGCUCGUCCUGAAUUUGUUGUCAAUUCCACCUUUGAACUAUUUAUUGAACUAAAUGCUACAGAUGAACAGUGUGAUUUCCAAGCGAUAUAUGCUAGUGGGAUUAAAGGAAAGGCAGGGCUUUCUCCGGAUGACCUUGCAGAAGACCUGGGACCCCUAUUCGAAGCUAUAAUCAGAUGUGUACCUGGGCCAAAUAUUGAAAAAGACGGUGCACUUCAGAUGCUUGCCACAAAUAUUGAGUAUGAUGAGCAUAAAGGACGCAUUGCUAUUGGACGACUACACGCAGGGGUACUGCGCAAAGGAAUGGAUGUCAGGGUGUGCACUUCUGAAGAUUCCUGUAGAUUUGCAAGAGUUAGUGAGCUUUUUGUAUAUGAGAAAUUCUACAGAGUACCUACUGAUUCAGUGGAAGCUGGAGAUAUUUGCGCUGUAUGUGGCAUAGACAACAUUCAGAUUGGGGAGACUAUUGCUGAUAAAGUACAUGGGAAGCCUCUACCUACAAUCAAAGUUGAAGAGCCAACUGUGAAAAUGUCCUUCUCUGUAAACACCUCUCCAUUUUCUGGUCGUGAGGGGAAGUAUGUAACGAGCAGGAACUUACGAGAUCGUUUAAACCGUGAACUUGAGAGAAAUCUAGCUAUGAAAGUGGAGGAUGGUGAGACAGCAGACACAUUCAUUGUUAGUGGGCGUGGUACAUUACACAUUACCAUCCUGAUAGAAAACAUGCGAAGAGAAGGAUAUGAAUUUAUGGUUGGCCCCCCGAAAGUUAUCAAUAAAAGGGUGAACGACAAAUUGCUGGAGCCAUAUGAGAUAGCAACUGUUGAAGUACCUGAGGCUCACAUGGGGCCUGUUGUUGAACUUCUUGGCAAAAGGCGUGGACAGAUGUUUGAUAUGCAGGGUGUUGGGUCGGAAGGAACAACCUUUCUGCGGUACAAAAUCCCAACACGUGGACUUCUUGGAUUGAGGAACGCAAUCUUAACAGCUUCUCGCGGGACAGCUAUCCUUAACACUGUAUUUGACAGUUAUGGACCUUGGGCCGGUGAUAUUAGCACCCGCGAUCUGGGUUCGCUGGUUGCCUUUGAAGAUGGAACAUCAACAUCAUAUGCUCUGGCGAGUGCGCAGGAAAGAGGGCAAAUGUUUGUAGGUUCAGGAGUGGAUGUAUACAAAGGUCAGAUAGUUGGGAUUCACCAGAGACCCGGGGACUUGGGUCUUAAUAUAUGCAAGAAGAAGGCAGCGACAAACAUAAGGUCCAACAAAGAUGUAACAGUGAUUCUUGAUACUCCAUUGACAUAUAGUCUGGACGAUUGCAUCGAAUACAUUGAAGAGGAUGAGUUGGUGGAGGUUACACCUUCAAGUAUAAGGAUGUGCAAGAAUCCAAAAAUGGCAAAGAAAGGCAGGCAGUAAAACCCAUUUUGCAGCUGGGGGUUUGGGUGAAAUUGAAGAAAAGCUUCUACUAAAAAAAAUGAAAGCUAGUUUCUAGUGUUAUUUAUAGGCUUGUUUGAUUCUUAUACAUAGUCUUAUUCUUAUAGCAAAGGGGGAGUCCUCAUGUAAUCCAAUUAGUGUUUUUUUUGGAAUAUCUCCAUGCCCUUUGUUCGAUCAUCUGAUACUUAAGCUGUACAACUUCUAAAGUUACCACUAGCCGAUAUGGUUGCUUAAAUUGUGAAUC
This is a messenger RNA of Arabidopsis lyrata subsp. lyrata, 2360 nucleotides long. RefSeq names its product putative elongation factor TypA-like SVR3, chloroplastic. Gene Ontology annotation, molecular function: GTPase activity; GTP binding. NCBI's taxonomy places the organism in Eukaryota, Viridiplantae, Streptophyta, Magnoliopsida, Brassicales, Brassicaceae. The coding region runs from base 71 to 2098 and encodes 675 amino acids. Gene Ontology annotation, cellular component: ribonucleoprotein complex; cytosol. The transcript is spliced from 14 exons. The record is from RefSeq and is a predicted model, not a curated record.